This is a messenger RNA of Candidula unifasciata, 1469 nucleotides long. NCBI's taxonomy places the organism in Eukaryota, Metazoa, Mollusca, Gastropoda, Stylommatophora, Geomitridae. The record is from the annotation of a GenBank genome assembly.
GGUUGAUGACGUACGCAGACGAAAACGAGUACCGCCUUGUCAGGGAUCUGAUGAGCAGUUACGACAAAAGAAUUCGGCCAUCCCUCAAUCAUUCGGAAACCCUGAACGUCACUUUUGGUUUAGCUUUGGCGCAGAUUAUAGAUGUGGAUGAGAAAAACCAGAUACUGACUACAAACUGUUGGCUAAACCAGAUCUGGACAGACUUCAGUCUCCGUUGGGACCCAGCCAAAUAUGGCGGUAUUAAAGUACUUCGUCUACCUUACGACGAAGUCUGGAAACCCGAUAUUCUACUUCACAAUUACGCUGACGUCUCCACGUUCGUCUCUUCCAUUUCUUCUAACCUAAUUGUCAGCAACGACGGCAACGUGACGUGGUUCUCCAUGGUCAUCUUUAAGAGCUCCUGUUCGAUCAAUGUCAGGUAUUUUCCAUUCGAUGCUCAGAAUUGUAGUAUGCAGUUCGCCUCCUGGUCUUACGAUGGAAAUCAGGUGAAUUUACUGAUGAACACAGACAGGGGCGACACCAGUAACUUCAUCCCCAACAGCGAAUGGGAACUGAUCAGCCUUCUUGUUGAUAGAAGGACUCGUUUUUUGUCUGUCUGUCUGUCUGUUUGUCUGUCUGUCCGUUCGUCUGUCCGUUCGUCUCGACGUCCCUUAUUCUAUAUCUUCAACAUGAUUCUGCCGUGCCUCAUCAUCACUCUGGUGGCGUUACUAGGGUUCUACAUUCCCUCCGACUCCGGCGAGAAGGUUACCAUGGGGAUCACCACGUUACUCUCCAUGACAGUGUUUAUGAUGCUGGUGACAGAAAACAUGCCGCCGACGUCAGAUGUGCUUCCUCUUGUUGGUCUGUACUACGGAGUGACCAUAUUUAUUGUAUCAUUCGCCACGGCGAUGACAGUCCUCACACUUAACAUUCACCAUAUGGGCUCCAGGGGAAGACCUGUCCCUGCUCUCAUUAGACGAAUCUGCUUCGAGCUUUUGGCCAAGUUGCUGUGCCGGAAAGUGGACACUUGGGAAGAGGAACACGUCAAUCUUUUUACGCCCGACUGCAACGGUGUAUCUCGUAGUUCAUCAAAUUACAUACGCUUGAAACUUUCAAACCAAGAGGAGACUGAAAUGAUAAACCUGGAGUUAAAGGAGAUGACCGACUUGUGUCCACCGAGUCUUGUGGACAUUCCUUUCAUUGACAGCGAAUCGUAUCAAGGCAACGGCACGCUGCCAAGAAAGUUCCUCGGGUACCGCCCGUCACACGCCAACACUCCGUCAUCAGAUCCAGUUCUCCAGAAAGUCUAUGAGACAAUAGAAAGGAACGAUGUUCGCACCGCAGAACAGGAUAAAAGGGAAGGGAUUAAACUGGAGUGGCAACAAGUGGCGCAGAUCACAGACCGGCUACUGUUGACUUGCUUCGUCUGCUUCACGCUGACAAUUACGGGUGUUGUACUCUUGAUUCCGCCCGCCUCAGUCACUGUUUGA